Messenger RNA from Physella acuta, 1134 nucleotides. RefSeq lists its product as uncharacterized. NCBI's taxonomy places the organism in Eukaryota, Metazoa, Mollusca, Gastropoda, Physidae. The record is from RefSeq and is a predicted model, not a curated record.
AUGGGUCCAACAUUCUACAGCCCGGGUCCACAAUCAGGGGUCCAACAUUCUACAGCCCGGGUCCACAAUCAGGGGUCCAUCAUUCUACAGCCCGGGUCCACAAUCAGGGGUCCAACAUUCUACAGCCCGGGUCCACAAUCAGGGGUCCAACAUUCUACAGCCCGGGUCCACAAUCAGGGGUCCAACAUUCUACACCCCGGGUCCACAAUCAGGGGUCCAACAUUCUACACCCCGGGUCCACAAUCAGGGGUCCAACAUUCUACAGCCCGGGUCCACAAUCAGGGGUCCAACAUUCUACAGCCCGGGUCCACAAUCAGGGGUCCAACAUUCUACAGCCCGGGUCCACAAUCAGGGGUCCAACAUUCUACACCCCGGGUCCACAAUCAGGGGUCCAACAUUCUACAGCCCGGGUCCACAAUCAGGGGUCCAACAUUCUACAGCCCGGGUCCACAAUCAGGGGUCCAACAUUCUACAGCCCGGGUCCACAAUCAGGGGUCCAACAUUCUACAGCCCGGGUCCACAAUCAGGGGUCCAACAUUCUACAGCCCGGGUCCACAAUCAGGGGUCCAACAUUCUACAGCCCAGGUCCACAAUCAGGGGUCCAACAUUCUACAGCCCGGGUCCACAAUCAGGGGUCCAACAUUCUACAGCCCGGGUCCACAAUCAGGGGUCCAACAUUCUACAGCCCGGGUCCACAAUCAGGGGUCCAACAUUCUAAAGCCCGGGUCCACAAUCAGGGGUCCAACAUUCUACAGCCCGGGUCCACAAUCAGGGGUCCAACAUUCUACAGCCCGGGUCCACAAUCAGGGGUCCAACAUUCUACAGCCCGGGUCCACAAUCAGGGGUCCAACAUUCUACAGCCCGGGUCCACAAUCAGGGGUCCAACAUUCUACAGCCCGGGUCCACAAUCAGGGGUCCAACAUUCUACAGCCCGGGUCCACAAUCAGGGGUCCAACAUUCUACAGCCCGGGUCCACAAUCAGGGGUCCAACAUUCUACAGCCCGGGUCCACAAUCAGGGGUCCAACAUUCUACAGCCCGGGUCCACAAUCAGGGGUCCAACAUUCUACAGCCCGGGUCCACAAUCAGGGGUCGCGACUGAAGGGGUCGCGACCGAAGUAGAGAGCUACCGGUAA